AUGCCGUCGGAAGAGGCCUCGAUUCACUCAUCUCAGACGACUCAGAGGGACUGGGAGCGGAAUCACCCUCGCUUACGAGGAGAUCGUUCUCAGUCUCGCAAACAAGCACCAAACCAACAUCAUACUACGAGACGUCACCAAGGCCUCUUAUGCAACUUCCUGGACAUCAGAAUAGUCACCAUCUGCCUUGGUUCUAACCUAGCCCUCCCAUCCACCUCAGAAGUGGAGUUCCACAGGGCAGCGUUCUCUCACCAACGCUUUACACCCUCUACACUGCCAGUUUACCACCCCCAGCGCCAUACAGUAGCUACACCGCAUACGCAGACAGGGCCGUCGGGAAGCCACACAUUUACAGCCAAAAGCAUGAUCAACACCUACGAAAGCAAAUGGAAAAUACAGACCAACACAAAUUCACAGUCAUACCAGGUUAGGAGUGCCAUGGACCGCAAAGGCUUCAAAUUCAUCAAAGUGAUUAGACAUCUUUUACCUGAAAAGCACUGGGGUGCAAGGAAAUCUCAAAAUCGCCGCCAACCCACAGCAACGCAGCUGGUGUGUACUGGAAUUUGCAAGAUUAAACAGAGUUGUGGCCGUGCAAUAACAUUCGUGCGUAGUCAAUACGAAGAGCAAGCUACAUCUUCCCAAAAGCACAUUUUGCAAGAUCCUAUACAAACACACAAGUUUCACCUUUGCAAGCUGGUAGCCGAGCAACCAGAGGGACACACGUUCAGUGCCUUUAAUGCUACCCCAUACCACAUGAGACAUUCAUCUGAAGCUACUAACGAGACGCCUUCGGGCCGGGUGGCGAGGGGCUCCAGAUCACUUACCAAAAUCCCGCAAGAAAUGGGGACUUUCGCCAAUUUCGACCGGAUUUGCAGAUUGUGUGGCAUCGAGAGCAACGACCUGAUCCAUCUCUUCGAAAACACGAGUCAGGACCGCAAUCUGGUGGCCAUAAUCAAGAAGUAUCUGCGCGUUACAGUAAAUAUAAAAGAUGCUCUGCCUCAGCAAGUAUGUGGACCAUGUAUUGCAAAGCUGGACGAGGUGGUGGACUUUAUGGAUGCAAGUCAGUCUACACAGAUAAAGCUCAGGAACCAGCUGAAAGAUAGCUCCUCAGAGAAUAGUGUUCGAAUCCAUGAAGACCAACUGUAUGAGCUGAUUCAAGAUGUCAAAGUGGAGCUGGAAGAAGCAGAGGAGCAGUUUGUCGAUGAUCUUGAUGACGAAGAUUAUGGACCUCAUGGGAGCAGGAGAAGGAAUACUCGGUUGCGGAGUUUGCGAGGACGGAAUGCUGCCAUUAAAGCUGCUGGGAAAAGAGUCGGAAGGCCCAAGAGGAGCAAGACCUUGGUUGAUGCCGGUUCAAAUGGUGAAGCGAGUGUCGUCCAGUUGCAAGAGGGUCACCAUCAGCAAAGAGGAGACGAAGGGGAGGAAACAAAGAAAGAUGAAAGUUUAACACCAUUGGAUUAUGGUGACAGCCUGAUGGAAGAAGCAAAUACGCUUUCUGCACCAGAAGAAAUGGGUAUCCAACAGAAAUGUGCUGUCAGAUGUUGUGUCUGCAAAGCCUCUUUUGAUCAACUAGAGCAGCUGUCAUCACACUCCCUGGAGGCCCAUCAGCUGGAGACACCACGUUACAUGUGUCCACAGUGUCCUCGUACCUUCCCCAAAGUCACAUCUAUGACCAACCACCAGCGGAGGAAACAUCAGGAAACAUUGCAGGGGUGCCCUAAGUGUAGGAAAUUAUAUCCAGCACACUACCUUUGGACUCGUCACAUGUUGGUCCACUCAAACACACGUCCAUUUUCAUGCGACGAGUGUGACAAGAAGUUCAAAAGUAAGCCAGAACUAAUCAACCAUAAGAAGGUUCACAGACCAAGUGAAGAACGCUACACACACUGCUGUGAAGUGUGUGGGAAAAGAUUUACACAGAAAGCAAAUCUUGAAAGCCACCUAAGACUUCACACAGGAAACCGUCCCUUCUCGUGUGAGUUUUGUGGAAAGUGUUUUUCUCAGAGAGGGAACAUGGAGGAACACCGUAGAAUCCACACAGGGGAAAAGCCGUUUGUAUGUGAUGUCUGUGGGGUCAGUUAUUCACGCCAGGGGCAGUUAGCAAUGCACAGAAGAAAACACAAUGGUGAAAAGCCACAUAAAUGCCAGUACUGUGAAAAGGAAUUUCUGCGGAGAGAAGUACUACGUAAGCAUGAACAUAUGCAUACGGAUACACGUCCAUACAAGUGCUCCUACUGUGAAAAAAGUUUCAGAGAUCAAGGAAAGCGCAAGGUGCAUGAGAGGCUCCACACUGGGGAGAGGCCCUAUGAGUGCCAGGUGUGCGGCAGGGGCUUUUGUGAAUCAGGCAACCUGCGCAAGCACUUGCGUGUGCACCAGCGGCGCCCAGGUGCUGUGGUAGCGCCAGCUGCCCCACCUGCAGCAAGGGAGCGAGAUGGCCUCCUGCCCCCUGCAAUCAGUGUGGCUGUUAGCAGUGCUACACCAGGACCCACCAGCUACAGUGUGCCCCAUACAACGUUCACCUUCCCUGGUACCCCUGCAGUGAGGCACGGUGUGGAAGGCAUGGCAGAAGGGUCGCUCAUGCUGGUGCCGGAAGUGUCCGGCUUAGCCACACCUGCCACACACAUUGUGACUUCUAGUAUGCCCCACAACCCCCAACCUGCCUUGGCUGUGCCCAUGACUGGCUCCCCAUGCCCCACCAGCCACCCACUUGUCACCCUUCGGCCGCUGGAAGAGCCAAGGGAAAGUCCUGCCUUGGCCGAGGGCGGCGACAGGGAAGACUACAGGGUGAGCGCCCCCUCUUCAUCCUUCCAGACAGUUGGAUGGGCGCUCUAUCAGACUUAAGUACUCCCUUGUCAAUAUAUGUCUGCCUUCAUUCAAUUUCGAUACCUUGUGCUGGGCUCCCAUAUGAGUGGGGGCUGGGCUCCUUUAGGUGUAUGGGAAUCCUCAAACUAUGGCUUCCCUUUUGAGUGGAAUGUCUGUUAUUGUUUAAAUCGUUAGAACUUUGUGAUGGCAAUGAAGACAUUGUGAAUGAUAAAGAAUUGAAGAAGUUUUAGUUGGAUAUUGAUUUGAAACUUUUACUGUUCAUCUUGAUAUUAUUAUUGUAAUUAUUA
Molecule: messenger RNA, 3107 nt
Organism: Penaeus indicus
Lineage: Eukaryota; Metazoa; Arthropoda; Malacostraca; Decapoda; Penaeidae
Product: zinc finger protein 652-like
Exons: 18
Coding region: 1-2838 (945 amino acids)
Biological process (GO): regulation of transcription by RNA polymerase II
Cellular component (GO): nucleus
Molecular function (GO): RNA polymerase II transcription regulatory region sequence-specific DNA binding; DNA-binding transcription factor activity, RNA polymerase II-specific; zinc ion binding
Source: RefSeq, a predicted model, not a curated record